Molecule: messenger RNA, 431 nt
Organism: Tupaia belangeri chinensis (Chinese tree shrew)
Lineage: Eukaryota; Metazoa; Chordata; Mammalia; Scandentia; Tupaiidae
Product: histone H2A type 2-B
Exons: 1
Coding region: 24-416 (130 amino acids)
Cellular component (GO): nucleosome
Molecular function (GO): DNA binding; protein heterodimerization activity; structural constituent of chromatin
Source: RefSeq, a predicted model, not a curated record
CUGUAACUGCAUUAUUUGCCAUAAUGUCGGGACGCGGCAAGCAAGGAGGCAAGGCCCGCGCCAAGGCCAAGUCGCGCUCUUCCCGCGCCGGCCUGCAGUUCCCGGUGGGGCGAGUGCACCGCCUGCUGCGCAAGGGCAACUACGCCGAGCGAGUGGGGGCCGGCGCGCCGGUGUACCUGGCGGCGGUGCUGGAGUACCUGACGGCCGAGAUCCUGGAGCUGGCGGGCAACGCGGCCCGAGACAACAAGAAGACGCGCAUCAUCCCUCGCCAUUUGCAACUAGCCGUGAGAAAUGACGAAGAGCUCAACAAGUUACUCGGGGGUGUCACCAUUGCUCAGGGCGGAGUCUUGCCCAAUAUCCAGGCUGUGUUGCUGCCCAAGAAAACGGAGAGUCACAAGCCUGGCAAGAACAAGUAAUUAAGAGUCAUCCCC